Molecule: messenger RNA, 3461 nt
Organism: Schistocerca piceifrons (Central American locust)
Lineage: Eukaryota; Metazoa; Arthropoda; Insecta; Orthoptera; Acrididae
Exons: 4
Coding region: 274-909 (211 amino acids)
Source: RefSeq, a predicted model, not a curated record
GUCCCCGGUAGCUGAGCCACCACCUCUGCGUCCGCUGGCACCUGCGUACUGUCGCCGCAACCGCCGACGCUGCACGUGAGGCCAUCACGUUUCGUUCACGGGAAACCCAAGGAUUCCUCUCUCGGUCGGAAUUCGAGUAAGGUCCAAGUGAGUAGCACGUUCCUCGGUGCAAGAAGACGGCGUGAUCUCCACCAGCGCGCAUCCAGUUGGGGAGAGGGGGCAGCUCGCGUUCCCGUGCCUUGCGGCGUCGCCCGUGCCGGUAGGUGGAGCAGCAUGAGGAGCAGCCUGCCGGCGCCGCUGCUGCUGCUACUGGCCCUCUGCCUGUCGGCGGCCGCUCCAGGUGCCUGGCUGCUGGCCAGCCCCGAGCCGGCCUCCGUGUGGAUGCGAGAGCUCGUCUCCCCUGCCACAGACCUCAACCUCGAAAAGCUCAUCGGCCGAUGGUACCUGGUGGAGGAAGUGGCGCCAGUCCGGCUGUCGUCGGACACGACGUGCGACUGGUACGACUUCUGGCGCGACGAGAACGGCACGCUGACGGUGCAGUGGUUCGUGCGCUCCGAGGACCGCACGGAGGCCGUGGUGCCCGCCAUCCCCGUGACGGACGGCGGCGUCUGGCACCUGCCCGCGGUGUACCUGGGCUACGCGGUGGUGGACCUGUCGCCGGACGGGCGCUUCCUGUCACUGGCGACGUGCGUGCGGUACGCCAUGUCGUGCUCGGCGGCCGUGCUGGCGCGCGACGUGGCCGACGCGGCGCGGCGCGCCGACAUGACGGACGUGCACCGGCGGCUGACGCGCGCGCGCCUCAACCACACAGAGGCCGGCUACCCCAAGGACCCGCAGGCGUGCAGCGCCGGCGCGCAGCUGCCGCGCCACCGCGACGCGCAGCUGCAGGCCGUUCAGUACCGCCUCUGAGGGCCGCCUCCUGCCACACACCUGGCGACGGCAGGCACGCUGUAAAAGCGACGCAUCCGUGCUGUGGGGCACACACUCACAGCUGACAACUGUACUGACGAGCAGGACAAUCGGACAGUCACAGAAGCUGGUAGUGGGAAUAACUGAUAGAUUUCCUACUUGUCAGAAGCUACUGCUAUCGGGGGACUCGACUGGAAAGGGUCUAACGCCACUCAGUUAGAACUUCUCGAUUAUGCUGUCGUCUGCUAACUUACACCGCUGGAUUUUAAUUUCUCAAUUUAGUACCACAUAUAUAAAGCCAAGGAAAAUGAAAGUAUACAGGUUGACAGAGGGCUGACGCCAUCAGAUAUUUUGUUCGACAUGCAAAUCGAAAGAAGUGCAUGUUUAUGAAAGAAAAAUGUCGCGGAACUUCCUGAUGGAAGUUUCUUGACAACUGCCAAACGUACAGGAAAUGGUGGCGGAGAAUGCGAUGAAAAAUAUGUGGAAGGGGUUUAGCAGAUGCAGCCGAGGAACAAGAUGAAACUAGAUGCUGCUGGGUGGACGAAUCUUAAGCUCUACAGCGGUGAAGCUGGGUCAGAACCAGCCUGCUCAACACUGCGGGUGUAAGAUGACGGAGCAGAUAAAGACUCAAGUCAUUCGGAAUUAUAAAUUACCAAAGUGAAGUUUAGUACAAUAGCAAAGCAGCGAAGCCAGAAAUAUGUGACUGUAAUAUUUUGAUGCUUAUUCAAAUGAACUUACAUAAACCGACAAACCUCCUUGAGGAAACAAAAGCUUUACAGUGUUAUUCUAGUAAAACUAUAUUUUAGUGACAUUAACUCAUUUUCAGUCGAGAGCCUCAAGUGCAAAAACUAUAGUGCCACGAGCCAGUGUUUGCGAAUGAAGGGAGAUUCAAGACUAUGCAGCUUAGCGGCGGGACAAAGAGAAGCAGAUGCUCGUUUUCGACUGCAAAUAUAGCAAUGGAGUAGUGAAAUUGGUGACAUGGAAGGAUAAGUGAGACAGGUAUCUUCUCCAGGCUUGUGCCUGCUUCCUUCGCUAUCGUACUCUCGCCAAAGUUCUCAGUCAGUAGUAGUUGCAAGCCUUCAGGCAAAUACGAGUAGAACAUUUCCUUCGUCCCUUUCCCAUUGACCAUUGAAAUCCAUCACUACUGUAGCGACGCAGCAGACGCAGCUACAGUGGUGCGCCAAAGGUAGCGGCGUGCAAGUUAUGGGUAGUGUUAGCACAUGUGCUAACUCUUGUCGGCGGUAAGCAUGUGUUUGGUAAUCGUGGUUCCUUUACAGUAGAAAUGGGGCAGCUACAGCAGUUACAUGCUCACUAUCACGAUCUGAGGAAAUUCUUUCCAGCAGUAGUUCCAGGAUACAGUGGGGGAACGGUGGUCAGUUCCUCGUCGCCGCCUCUUUGGUUGCUCUACAGUAAACUGAUGACAUUUCUGAGCACCAUAAUUGCCACAUUCUUGGCGCUACAGUAAACUAAAAUGUAAAAUAAUUAACUUGUGGCGUAAUGUUAUAAGGCUAAUUGAUUUGUUCAUGUAUUUUACUGAAUCUGGAGGAAAUGGUUCCUAAUAUAAUCGAAAGUUGUAGGUUAUAUGGUUACAGCGGUGUCUCCUAUUGUGUUGGAAUUCACUACUGCUAACUGCAGUAUAGAUUUUGUUCUCUGUCAAAGAGUUGUACAUUUAAGUAGAACAGGGAAAUGGUGUGUCACUUAUAUUUUCUGACAGCGAAUUUUACGACAAAAGCACUAUCACUCACAACUUCAGCUCCGAAUAGUUCUAUCUGUAAUAUGGAACUAAAUUUUCAUAUGUUUUUCAUAAAUAACUUUACAUAAUUUCACUUUUGUUCCCUUAAGAGUAUUUUCCAAUUUGUUACAGUGCUAAUAAUGGUAGUCUUAAUAGACUUUGUUAAAUUGUAAUUUUUCUCUCCUAAAGGUCAAGCAGAAAAUAGAUAUGUAAGCGAGAAAUGUAUUUUGCAGACGGAAAUGCCACUUGUGCUCUAAGUUUCUUGGAACUGCCCAGCAGAUCUGUAUCUUUAAAAUUUGAUGCCGUGGUCCAACAGUAUCACACACUUCAUUGAUCGUAGGUAGAGCAAACUAGGAACUGGAUGUUAACAGUGUUCGUUUAUUAACGUCAUUAUUAAUUUUACACCCUUCUUGAAGAAAACUGUAAUAUAUCAAGACGGUAAAGCUAGACCCAGUUGCCCCAUGUUUCUACGCGAAGACGAAGCCCUCCCACGUGCUAUGCUACAGAGACUACCUUCAGAGCACGAACUUCGGGCGAUAAACUGUCGGUGGCAUACAUUCUAUUCCCAGGAACAAGAACAGGAAAAGGAUUGUUGUAAAAUUUCCUUUUUUCCUACAAAUAAAAACAGAGACAGAGGAAUUGAAUGUUGAAUCAGCUGAACAAUUAUACGUUUAUACCAUUACAUUUUCUGUAGUGCGGAUUUUCACAGAUAUGUUUUAUAUAUCUAUCUUAUAUACAGUAUCAUAUUUUUUUCAGUAAAACUUUGUGUAUCCUAAACAGUUGUAGCUAAGAAUAUUACAAAUAAAAGGCACAACAACGA